Molecule: messenger RNA, 1320 nt
Organism: Caenorhabditis briggsae
Lineage: Eukaryota; Metazoa; Nematoda; Chromadorea; Rhabditida; Rhabditidae
Gene: Cbr-abu-1
Product: Protein CBR-ABU-1
Exons: 2
Coding region: 1-1320 (439 amino acids)
Source: RefSeq, a predicted model, not a curated record
AUGCGCUUCAUCGCUAUUGCCGCUCUUCUUGCUUCUAGCCUUUUUCUUGUAGAGGGAACUGCCAUCCGCGAUAAGCGCCAAUCCUGCGGCUGUGCUCCAAGAGUUCAACCAAGUUGUUCAUGCCAAAGAACCUCCUACGCUCAGCCGCAACAGUUCAGUUGUUCCUGUCAUCAGAACACCGCUCCAGUCCAGAAAUCAUGCUCGUGUGCCCAGCCAGUUCAACAACAAACCUACCAAGUGCAAACUUCCCAAUGUGCUCCAGCUUGUAAGCAGUCGUGCCAACAGCAAUGUCAGGUUGCUCCAUCUGUUGACCAAUGUCAAUCUUCCUGCCAACAAACUUGUCAGACAUCUUCCUGCUAUGCUCCAACCCAGACUGUUAUGAUUACCACCACCCAGGCUCCACAAUACUGUCAGCCAUCAUGCAUGCCAGCUUGUGAACAAUCCUGCGUUGCUCAAACUCCAGCUCCAGUUCAAUGCAUGCCACAAUGUCAGCAACAAUGCCAACAACAAUGUGUCCAGACUCAGCCAAUCCAACAGUGCCAACCACAAUGCCAACAACAAUGCGUUCAGCAAUGUGAUGUCCCAACUACCACUGCAGCUCCACAAAUCAUUAAGAUCAACUUGGAAAUCUCUGCUCAAUGUGUUCCACAAUGCCAGCAAUCCUGUCAACAGCAAUGUGUUCAACAACAAGUUCCAGCCCAGCAAUGCAACCAACAAUGCACCCAACAAUGCCAGACCACCUGCCAACAAGCUGUUCCACAAUGCCAACAGCAAUGUGCUCCACAAUGCCAGCAACCAUCGGCUCCACAGUGCCAGCAGUGCCAGAAUACCUGCCAACAAUCUGCCCCAGUUGUUCAACAACAAUGUCAGCAACAAUGUGCUCCACAAUGCCAACAGCAAUCCGCACCAGUCUGCCAACAAUGUCAAUCUUCCUGCCAACAGACCCAGCAAUGCCAGCAGCAGUGCACUCCACAAUGCCAACAACCAUCAGCUCCACAGUGCCAGCAAUGUCAAUCUGCUUGUCAAGCCCCAAUUAUGACCACCACUGCUGCUCCACAAGUUGUUACCAUUAUCCUUGAAGCCUCCGUUUCCCAAUCUGCUCAAUGUGAACCACAGUGCCAGCAAUCCUGCCAACAACAAUGCGUUCAACAACAGCAACCAGUUCAGCAAUGUGCUCCAGCAUGCACCCAAUCCUGCUCCCAAUCCUGCUCCGCUGCUCAACCAGCUCAGAUGCCGUGCCAGACUCAAUCCGUCAAUUCGUGUACCUGCCAACAAAACUAUUCUCCAUGUGGAAACGGACAAUGCUGCAAAAGAAAGUGA